AUGCUCCAACACAAAAUGAAUGACAGGGAGGAGGAAAUGUCCGAGGAUUUCCGAGAGGAAAAACAGGUGGAGGAGAAGGACAGGAUGGACAUUUCCCCGCUCUCUGUCACCAGACAACAAUUUGACAAUUUGACCCUCCAUUCAACAUUCUCGGUACAGCAGAGGAAGCGCUCUAAGAUCCGGACAAGUCGAUUUAGUCCAACCCAAAUUGUCAAAUUCCACAAUUUGACCCUUGAUUCUCCAAACUCGGAACAGAGGCAGCCAUUGGCGGAAGCUAACAAAUAUGGGUUCAAAACUCCCAAAGGGAAAAGACAUUUGAGUCCAGGCCUUAACACCAAGCGAGAAGUUUCUAGUGAUCCUCAGAGGCAUGGAGGCUGCAAACGGAGUCGAACCAACCCGUCCAUGUCCUGGCAUUUUGGCCAUCCUGAAGAGUCUUCUGUCAAAAGCCAAGUUAGAGAAAUCCCAGAGAAUCUAGAAGCCGAAUGUCCCUUCUUUAUGAAGUCCAUGAUACGAUCAAAUAUUUCCGUUUGCUUUAUGUUGACACUGCCUAGGAGAUUCUGCAACUUGCAUUUACCUGUGCAUGGUACAGCAACAAUAACAUUGGAAGAUAAAGAAGGGAAAGAAUAUGAAACAAAAUUUCUUGCGGACAAAAGGACGCUGAGUGGUGGAUGGAAAGGAUUUAGUCAGGCAAAGGACUUGCGUCUUGAUGAUGUUCUAGUUUUCCAGUUGGUUAGCCCUUUGAAGUUCAAGGUGUACAGAUUGAGACCAGAAUAUGAUCCAAGUGAAGAUGAUGUAGAUGCAGCUUUUGUCCUCUUGAAAAUGAGUGCCUCUGAACAAACACUGUUUGAGGAAAACCCUCCAAUGCAGAGGAAAACCCUGCAAACCUGACAAGCUAUUCAUUUGUAGAUGAUGAUGAGUCUGAGGAUCAGAUUACAGAGAUAAGGAAUUUGGCUCCAAUCACGGUGGUGGAUUUGAUCCGGCCAGGACAAGCUGCUGAUUUUGAAGAUGUUAGAAGUUAUGAGAAUUUCGCCAGUACGUGAAUGAUGAGAAGGUGUAUAGGUUUAGGAGAUGACCCAUAGAAUUGAGAAACGGUACACAUACAAAAACGUACACAAGACCCCUUAUGCUUUUGAGGAUCUUAAUUACUUGCCAAGAUGAAUCCUAAAUGUUGAUAUAUAGGAACUCCACAAACUUCAGCUGA
Rosa rugosa (rugosa rose) is the source of this 1201-nucleotide messenger RNA. RefSeq names its product B3 domain-containing protein Os06g0194400-like. The transcript is spliced from 8 exons. Bases 1 to 888 code for a protein of 295 amino acids. Gene Ontology annotation, molecular function: DNA binding. The record is from RefSeq and is a predicted model, not a curated record. Lineage: Eukaryota; Viridiplantae; Streptophyta; Magnoliopsida; Rosales; Rosaceae.